Messenger RNA from Anthonomus grandis grandis, 672 nucleotides. Its product is annotated as ADP-ribosylation factor-like protein 16. Lineage: Eukaryota; Metazoa; Arthropoda; Insecta; Coleoptera; Curculionidae. Gene Ontology annotation, molecular function: GTP binding; GTPase activity. The record is from RefSeq and is a predicted model, not a curated record. The transcript has 3 exons. Bases 1 to 492 code for a protein of 163 amino acids.
AUGGUCCUGUGUAUCGGCCCUAAGGGCUCCGGAAAAACCCUUUUAAUAAGGAAAAUCCAAAACCCUCUGGAUGUGGACGAAACCACUAGUACAGUACCCACUAUGGGCACCAACAUCUCGAACCUUCUUGUGGGGGACAAGCUGUACGAGAUCAGAGAACUUGGAGGGGGUAUAGCACCAAUAUGGUCCAAAUACUUUCAAAACGUCGGCAAAGUGAUGUUCGUCAUAGACACCUCCAAUUUAUGCCAAAUAUCCGAGGCAGGGGUGUUGUUAUAUACGGUUCUCGUCCACCCUUUGCUCCAGAGGGCCAAGUUUCUCUUGGUUUUGUCCAAAAUGGACCACAGUUAUCGACAAAUGCGCAACGAAGCGUUGCUGAUGCUCCAGAUGAAGCGCCUACAGAAGGAAAUCAAGCAGAAGAUGACCAUUGUUGAGGCCAGCGCCAUAACGGGCGAAGGACGUGAAGAGAUUCUCAAGUGGAUCACUGAAAAUUGACUUAAUAUGUAUGAUAGUAAAGUUUAAAGCUGUAAAUUGUGUUUUUUUAAAUAAUUUUUGCACCAGAACUUUCUCUAUUGAUCCUAUUACCGCCAUCUGUAAUUGAAAAUAGACGAUAACUGUUGGAUCGAUGAUCUUUUCACUGCAGGCACUUUAAAUUGAAAAUAUAAGCUACUUAUU